Guillardia theta CCMP2712 is the source of this 1122-nucleotide messenger RNA. RefSeq lists its product as hypothetical. Gene Ontology annotation, biological process: inositol trisphosphate metabolic process. Gene Ontology annotation, molecular function: inositol-1,3,4-trisphosphate 5-kinase activity; inositol-1,3,4-trisphosphate 6-kinase activity; ATP binding. The transcript has 15 exons. The coding region runs from base 1 to 1122 and encodes 373 amino acids. Lineage: Eukaryota; Cryptophyceae; Pyrenomonadales; Geminigeraceae. Gene Ontology annotation, cellular component: cytoplasm. The record is from RefSeq and is a predicted model, not a curated record.
AUGCGCAUCGGCCUCGUUCUUCCUCAGAAGAAGAAACGGAUCCUGGAACACCUUCAGCAGAGCUUUGCGGCAAGGGGGAUCCGAGUGAACUUCGAGGACCUCGAGAUGGAUGGAGCGGCGCCAGGGAGAUGGGACGGAGCCGUACUCCUCAGCCAUUCGCAGCAUCUGUUUGCUUGCGAGGAAGAAUCCGUGGAGAAGCAGAGGCUGGUGGAUCAGAUGCAGAGGUGGGAGGAGCGCAACAAAGGCGUCCCCGUCCUCGAUCCGAUGAGGCUGCAGAGAUUCAUGAGCUCCAGGCCCAGGGUUGUUUCAAGGAUGCAGGAGACGAUCAGAGCUCAGGGGAUGGACUUCCUGCGUUGCUGUCCUAAACUAGAUCCUUGUCAUGCUGUUCAAGGAAGUCUGGAGGACACGGGAGAGGGAGAGGGACAGAGGGAGAGGCAGGACAAGGGAAGAAGGGAAGGACAGGAUGAGGUGGAACUGAAAGCGAAGGAGGAAGAAGUUGGAGACUUCCACUGGUCAAUCAGAAUGCCAAAGAGUUUCGUGCUGGAGAAUGGAGCUGACGUCGAGUUUGCUUUCAAGAACCAUUCGAUGAAUCUUCCGGUUGUGAUCAAACCUGUGUACGAUGAUGGGCGAGCUUCCUCCCACGACUUGUUCAUUGCCUGGGAACUUGAGGAGAUCAGGAAAAGAUUGCACAAAAUUGUGCCAUGUCUAGUGCAGGAGUUUGUGCCCCACAACAAGAUGAUCUAUAAGAUCUAUUGCGUUGGAUCGCAGCUAUGUGUCAUUCACAGGAAACUGCAGCAAGAGAACUCUGAGGACUACAGGAAGACCAUCUCCGACGCGACCAAGUUGCCGGCCUCUGCCCUCACGGCGAUUCGGGAUCUGAUAUGCCAGGCGAUCGCCAUGGAGUUCAACCACGACCCGCCUGGCCCCCCUCGGCUGUUCGGCGUCGACGUCGUUCGCAGACGAGACACGAAUGAGUUCUACAUCGUUGACCUCAACUACUUUCCGGGCUUUCACGGCAUGAACAACUUCCCUGAGGCACUGCGGGACGUCAUUAUGGAGUGCGUCAGGUUCACCAUGGGGGCAAGGAGCGAGUGCGAGCUGAAGUUGGACGAGCAGGUCUGA